AUGAAGGACGACCAGAGGCUGAAGGCCCACCUCCAGCAGCUGUUUCAGCAGGGUCUGGUAACAGGUAACCACAGCCUGCUGAGGCUGGCUGGGAAGGCCUCACUCUACAUGGAUGCAAUCACCUCUACUUCUUUGGGCAUUCAAGAUACAGCUGAUCUAAAUGGGCAGGAGGACUUCAUGCUUGUUGCAGGCCCUCUAACAAAGCAGCUGGUGAGAAGCCCAAGCAGUGCAGUGAAUGAUGCCUUUGACUGCAGCCAUGCCAUACCUCCAGGCUCUAACCAGUACUUUAAGUACCUCCAGAGCAGAGGGGUGACUCACUUCAAAGUGCCGCUGUCAUGGGCUCAGCUCCUGCCUACAGGCCUCCCUAGCCAGCCUCAGCAGGCUGUGGUUACCUGUUACCAGACCCUGUUGAAACAGCUGCUGGAGGUGGGCCUUCAGCCUCUGGUCGUCCUUCAUGGAUCCACAGUGCCAGAAGUUCUGAGAUCAAGGUAUGGAGGCUGGGAGAGCAAGGAGCUGGUAGAGCUGUUUCAGCAGUAUGCUGAGUUUGCCUUCCAGGAGUUUGGAGCCCUGGCAGACUCAUGGGUUACAAUGAGUGACUUGGAUGAAGUUUGGCAUGAUGGGCAGCCUGCAGGUGCUCCCAGUCCUCUGCAAAAUGUACUCCAACUCAGCGAGAACAUUUACCAGCUCUACCAUCAACAGUUUCCAGACAAAGGGAGACGUCUGUCAAUUGGGUUGAGAGCUAGUGAUGUUGAAGUUCUUCCCCAGAUCAAAGGUUUAACUACAAUGGAUUUCUUGUCAGUGCACAUUGAAUAUAACUGUGCCUCUGCAUCAGACUUUGAAAAGAUUCUGAGCAGCUUGCAGAUGUCCAGUGGCAAUUUGCCAAUCCUGAUAUACAAGGUGACUGUUGAUAGUUGCUCCUACAGUCAAUUCCAGCUACUUGGCCAUUUCCUACAAGUCUUGAACAACAAUGACCUGGAUAUUGUGGGAUGUGACAUGAUGGAUAUUUUGCAUAAGAUGGACAUGCAGGACAUCCUAACCAGUAGUGGUAUUUCAGACUACAAUGGAAUUACAGCAUUUAGAAAUAGUUAUCAGAAUGUGUGGAAUAAGUUUGGGGCCCAGACGACAACAGAACGAGAUCUUUUCCUCAACGAAUCAUUCCCCCCAGGCUUCCAAUGGGCCACCUCCAGUGAAUCCUUUAAGGUUGAAGGUGGUUGGUUAGAAGAUGGGAAGGGAGAAACCAUUUGGGACCGUUUUGGUCAUGAAAACAAGGUUUUUGACAAUCACACAGCUGAUCUGGCUUGUGACAGUUACCACAAGGUUGAUUAUGAUGUCUACCUCCUGCGAGGUCUUCAUGUCAACACCUACCAGUUUUCCAUCUCCUGGUCCCGUAUUUUUCCCUCAGGCCACCGGGCCAGUCAAUCAGAGAAAGGGUCCCUCUACUAUGAUAAGCUGAUCAAUGCUCUUAUUGACUCUGGCAUACAACCUGUUGUCACUCUCUACCACUGGGAUCUGCCCCAGGCCCUCCAGGACUAUGGUGGAUGGACCAACGCUUCCAUUGUUGAAGCCUUCAAGGACUAUGCAGACUUCUGCUUCUCCAGGUUUGGAGACAGGGUCAAGACCUGGAACACAUUUAGUAGCCCCUGGGUGGUAAGCCAUGCUGGGUAUGGCACUGGUGAGCAUGCCCCUGGAUUAAAAGACUACGUGGUUGCCUCCUAUAAGGCCACUCACAAUAUGCUGAAGUCCCAUGCUGAAGCCUGGCAUGUCUACAAUGACAAGUACAGGUUGACACAAGGAGGGAAAGUGGGCAUUGCAUUGAACUCUGACUGGGCUGAGCCCAUGGACCCCUCCAGACCUGAAGACAUAGUUGCUGCAGAUCGCUAUCUGCAGUUCAUGCUGGGCUGGUUUGCACAUCCCAUAUUUGUAGAUGGGGAUUAUCCUGCAACACUCAAGACUCAGAUAGAACAGAAAAGAAAUAAGUGUCCCCAUUCUGAGUCUGCAAGACUUCCAGUUUUCACAGCUGAAGAGAGCCAGAGGAUCCGUGGUACAGCUGACUUUUUGGGAUUAAACCACUAUACUUCCCGGUUGGUUAAUAACAGUGAUGGUGGCUGCACCCCUGGUCCUCAGGGGGUGGGCGACUACCAGGCACAUGUGGACCCAUCAUGGUCCUCUACAGCAUCUGACUGGAUCUAUUCUACACCCUGGGGACUUAGAAGACUUCUAAACUACAUUUCCACAGAGUACUUGAAUGUUACCAAAGUGCCUAUCCACAUAACUGGGAACGGUAUGCCUACUCAGUACAGAGGAGAGACUCUCAAUGACAUCAGUAGAAUAGAGUACAUGAAGAGUUACAUCAAUGAGGCCCUGAAAGCAAUGUUCUUAGAUGGGGUUGAUGUGCAGCGAUUCACAGUGCAGUCUCUCAUGGAUGGAUUUGAGGGAAAACAAGGCUACAGCCAAAGAUUUGGUCUUCACCAUGUCAACUUUGAAGAUGCAGACAGGCCAAGAAGCCCAAAGCAAUCUGCAUACUUCUACUCUCAGGUUAUCAAGCUAAAUGGCUUUGGUUCACACAAAAGAGAUGUGUUUAAAGUGGCAGAGAUGCAAUUUACCCCCCGUCCAACUGCUUUAUCACCCUCAGAGGUUCCAUCUAAAUCAAAGGUUGUCUGGGAGAAAUUCUCACACCAGUCAAAAUUCCAGAGAAAGGUGUACCACUAUGGCACUUUCCCACAAGGUUUCAGUUGGGGGGUAUCGUCUUCAGCUUACCAGAUUGAAGGUGGCUGGAAUGCUGAUGGGAAGGGGCCCAGUGUCUGGGAUACAUUCACCCAUAAACCUGGCAGUAUUCCUGGUAAUGUCAAUGGAGAUGUGGCCUGCGACAGCUACACCAGACUUGAAGAAGACCUCUACAUGCUGCGAGCUCUAAGGGUUAAAUCAUACAGAUUCUCUUUGUCCUGGUCAAGGAUCUUUCCUGAUGGUCGGAGUACCUCUUUGAACCAGAAAGGUGUUGACUACUACAAUAGACUCAUUGAUGGCCUUUUAGCAUAUAACAUCACUCCUAUGGUGACACUCUACCACUGGGACCUCCCUCAAGCUUUGCAAAACCUUGGUGGCUGGGACAAUGUAGAUAUGAUUAACAUUUUUAAUUACUUUUGCGACUUUUGCUUUGCCACCUUCGGUGACAGAGUGAAAUUUUGGAUGACCUUUAACCAGCCUCACACAAUUGCAUGGUCAGGGUAUGGACUUGGACAGAUCCCACCGAAUGUUAGAAAUCCAGGAGUUGCACCAUACAGAGUUGCACACAACCUUAUAAAAGCACAUGCCAAGGCUUACCACACAUAUGGUGAUAAGUAUCGCAAAUCGCAAGGUGGUCGAGUGUCCAUUGCGCUCAAUGCUGAUUGGAUUGAACCUAAAGAUGUUAAUGUUCCCCGUGAAGUGGUGGCUGCUGACCGUGCCAUGCAGUUCCAACUGGGUUGGUUUGCACACCCCAUUUUCAAGAAUGGAGACUAUCCUGAUGCAAUGAAGUGGCAAGUUGGAAACAAAAGUGAACUCCAAGGCCUUUCAGAGACAAGACUACCGUCCUUCACUGAAGAAGAAAAGAGUUUCAUCAAGGGAACUGCUGACAUGUUCUGUGUAAAUCAUUACACUACAAAGAUUGCACGCCAUGCUACAUUGAGACUUACUCCCCAAUCUUAUGAUUAUGACCGUGACUUGUCAGAAGCAGAGGAAGAUGAUUCAUCAACUACUGCCAUCAGUAACCAGAGAGCCGUAGCAUGGGGUUUGAGAAGGCUCCUCAACUGGAUCAAGGAGGAGUACGGAGAUCCCGAUAUUUACAUCACUGAGAAUGGAGUUGCUACAGAAUCAAAGACAACUUGGGAUGACUCUGCCAGAGUAUUUUAUUACAAGACCUAUAUUGAUGAGGUUCUUAAAGCUUUUGAUAUUGAUGGUGUGAAGGUGAAAGGAUACAUAGCAACAUCUCUAAUGGAUUCUUUUGAGUGGCUUAAUGGGUACAAAGUUGGAUACGGUUUACACCAUGUAGACUUCACUAACCCCAACCGGCCGAGGACACCAAAGUACUCAGCUCAUUUCUACUACCAAGUCAUAAAGGACAAUGGUUUUCCUACACCAGAUGAUGAGAAGCUACUUCAUGGACAUUUCCGCAAAGAUUUCAUCUGGAGUACUGCAACAGCAUCAUACCAGAUUGAAGGGGGAUGGAGAGCAGAUGGAAAAGGUCUCAGCAUCUGGGACAAGUUUGCUCACACUCCUCUCCGAGUGUUUAAUGAUGACAAUGGGGACAUAGCCUGCGACAGUUACCAUAAAGUAGAAGAGGAUGUUGCUAUAUUGAAGCAACUUAAGGUGACCCAUUAUCGUUUCUCCAUAUCCUGGCCGAGGGUGCUUCCUGAUGGCACCACCAAGCACAUCAAUGAGGCUGGACUCAACUACUACCACAGGCUGGUGGAUGCACUGCUUGCUGCAAACAUCCAACCCCAUAUAACUCUCUACCACUGGGACCUUCCACAAGCUCUGCAGGAUAUUGGGGGCUGGGAGAAUGAUACUAUUAUCGUCAAAUUCAGGGAUUAUGCUGACCUUAUCUUUAGCCGUCUUGGCCACAAAGUGAAAUUCUGGAUCACCAUUAAUGAGCCGUACAAUGUAGCCAAUAUAGGCCAUGGCUAUGGAGCAGCUGCCCCAGGGAUCAGUUUCCGACCGGGGACUCUGCCCUACAUUGUGGGUCACAACCUGCUUAAAGCUCAUGCUGAGGCCUGGCAUCUCUACAAUGACAAGUAUCGAGCCGCACAGAAAGGAAUUAUCUCAAUUACCAUCAACUCGGACUGGUCAGAACCCAGAAAUCCCUAUAAGCAGGAGGACAUUGAUGCUGCAAGACGUGUGCUGCAGUUCUACAUUGGCUGGUUUGCCCAUCCUGUAUUUAAUGGCGACUACAGCAACAUGAUGAAGACCAUCAUUCGAGAGCGAAGCUUAGCUGCUGGUUUGUCAAAAUCUAGGCUUCCUGAAUUCACAUCUGAGGAGAUUAAGAGGAUUAAGGGUACCUACGAUUAUUUUGGGUUCAACCAUUAUACCACUGUCCUGGCAUUCCCUGUGGAGUAUGGAAACCUUCAGCACUAUGAUGCCGAUAGGGGUGCGGGAACUAUUGCUGAUCGUACCUGGCUGGAUUCAGGUUCAUCCUGGCUGAAGGUCUCACCGUUUGGAUUCAGGAGAAUAUUAAACUUCAUUAAGGAGGAGUAUGGAAAUCCACCUAUUAUCAUCACAGAAAAUGGCAUCUCAGAGCGGGGUCCUAUUGACCUAAAUGAUACUUUUAGAAGCUACUACUAUGAAAAAUACAUCAACCAGCUGCUGAAAGCUUACCUGCUAGAUAAUGUGGACAUCCGUGGUUACACAGCUUGGACACUGAUGGAUAACCUUGAGUGGGCCACUGGCUUUUCAGAGAGAUUUGGCUUUUUCUACGUUAAUCGCUCAGACCCUAAACUGCCUCGAGUGGCCAAGACUUCUGUUGCCCUCUACUCCACAAUCAUCAACUGCAACGGAUUUCCCGACCCCACCUUGGGACCCCAUGAGUGCAUGAACCCCAUGCCUGAAGGAACAAGUGCACCAAUCACACCCCUUCCCCUUGUCAACACUGUGAGCUUCCUGGGAAUGAAGCUCUCUGCCAGUGAUGCUGAGACUGGACUUAACACCACAUUCGCUCUACUGAUUGUUGCAAUAUUUGGAGCUAUCUGUUCAUCCUGUUGCUUCUUUAAAGCAAACAACAACAAAAAAACAUUCCAAAAACUGCAUGUUGAAUCUAUAAACAUGGAGAGGAAGCUCUAA
Micropterus dolomieu (smallmouth bass) is the source of this 5811-nucleotide messenger RNA. RefSeq names its product lactase-phlorizin hydrolase-like. NCBI's taxonomy places the organism in Eukaryota, Metazoa, Chordata, Actinopteri, Centrarchiformes, Centrarchidae. Gene Ontology annotation, biological process: carbohydrate metabolic process. Gene Ontology annotation, molecular function: hydrolase activity, hydrolyzing O-glycosyl compounds. The coding region runs from base 1 to 5811 and encodes 1936 amino acids. The record is from RefSeq and is a predicted model, not a curated record. The transcript has 19 exons.